CCGACUGUCCUCUGAACUCUGAGACAACCUCAAGCAUCAUCAUUCACACAAAUGCAACAGCUCGGAAACUAAACGGACCUUCUGGGACUACCCACUGCAUUUCAAACCAGUCGAAUCACUCUUUCAUUUAGAACAGGCGAUGGAGGAUCAGCAGAGAGUCACCGAUCACUCUUCUUGUAGCUCGUGCAAAAGAACGGUGAAGCGAAAAACAGCGAUGACUUCAUGGAGUAGAAUUUGGCUCUUCACAAUGGCAUUGUCACUGUACUCAUUACAAGCCUCGGCAGAGACCCUCUGCGGAGGAGAACUAGUGGACACGCUUCAGUUCGUGUGUGGAGAAAGAGGCUUUUAUUUCAGCAGGCCCUACAGAUCAAACGGCCGGCGUCCCCAGAGAGGCAUCGUGGAGGAGUGCUGCUUUCGGAGCUGUGAUCUGCACCUGCUGGAGCAGUAUUGUGCCAAACCUGCAAAGUCUGAGCGCGAUGUCUCUUCCACUUCGCUGCAGGUUGUCCCAGUGUUACAUACCCUUCACAAGGAGAACUCAAGGAGGCCCAUUAAUGUGAGGUUUUCCAAAUAUGAUGUGUGGCAACAGAGGGCUACCCAAAGGCUGAGGAGAGGAGUACCUUCCAUCUUUCAUGCCAGAAGGUUUAUGAGGCAAGUUGACAAGAUCCGUGCCCAGGAGGAGACUGACUCACACCGGCCUCUGAUGACCAUGCCUAGCCGACACCCACCUAUCCUCCAUCGCACCCAGAGACAUGCCAGCCAGAAGUGAAGCCAGAACUGCCCAGACAUCAGAAAACAAGGGAUUAUAACCCCCGGCCUGCAUCAACAGAGGCAUUCUUUGUGAGCCUUGCCAUCAAGCAUCCUUUGCAAAUACAGAUAUGAGCAUUCUGUGUUAUGUCCCACCUAACCCAGCUAAAGACUUGUUAGCAACAGAGCUGAAUGUACGAGUGAUGGAUCAGGCAACAGGAGAGAUGAAUAUGGUGUCUGACUAACAGAGUGGACGCCCAGAACUGAUACAGUUGAGUUUCCUGGCGAGUGUGACAGUCUUCCUUCCACAGCAUCCAUCUCUGAGACAGUGACUUGUCUCUUUUGCACCUGUGAUUCUUAAGUUACACUAUAGGAAACAAUUUUUAUUGAAAUUAGACUCCUCUAUACGCACCUUUCAACCAAUACCCCCCUCCUUCCCCUUGGUGGUGCAAUAAUGAAGAAAAAACAUCGGCACAUUGCACAAGGCCACGAACAAUGAUAACGGCACUAUUUUUUUACGGACUGCUCGAUAUGAUAAUUUUAUGGUGCUACCUUUGGGAAUGGACUCAAAGAAGAGAUUGAAAGCAAUCUGCUCUCGUCAACAUGUUAAACUUUCCGUUUUAGGAAAUGCAAGGCAUUGAACGAGAGGCAAAUUGAGUGGCUCGACCGGGGACGAGCUAAAGCAACUCAGACUGUGCUCUGAGAUCCACUGCGUGGGCUCCAGGGAGAGGGGAUGUAGCCCAGGGCUGCCUCAUGAGCUAGCUUCCAGACAGCAUGAGGGAAACAUCAAGGAAUACCAUUGCUGAGGACAUUUUGCAACCAAGUUAAGUUUGGACUUCGAGUGAGAGCAGUCUUAAGAUGCCACAGACCUGUACCAUAACAUUUCUGUUUCCAGUCUAAAACUUUGCCAUUUUAUCAGUCAUUUCCUGUCUUUACUACGUAUAUACAGUACAAAAAGAAUGGAACAAUCAUUUCAAAGGGAAAACAGCAAUAAUGUCUUCUUGCAUAUUUUCCAUGUACAGCAGCAGUAUUCCAGUGCUUUUGCUUGAAAUGAAAUACUUGAAUAUGUAUAAUUAGUCUCCAGGGACAUCAUGUCAUCGAUCUUACAGUAGUAUGAGCAGUUCUUUUGCAAAAUGAGCCUCCGAGCAUUUUUCUUGGUUCAGAUACAAGUAAUGGCACUGUAUAAAGGCAUUAUUUAUUUUGAUAUAAACAUAUGAAAAAUGGUCCCAAUGAUGGCACACAUCCAUAACUGGCAGAUUUGUGUUACAGUAUCAUUUUAUUUGUACUGCUCAUGUAUGUAGAUGCUUUGUACCAAAAAAGUUUUCUCUUUUUUAAGUAAAGUCAGUGGAAGCU
Messenger RNA from Electrophorus electricus (electric eel), 2097 nucleotides. It is a transcript of the gene igf2a, whose product is annotated as insulin-like growth factor 2a. Gene Ontology annotation, biological process: positive regulation of transcription by RNA polymerase II; regulation of muscle cell differentiation; positive regulation of vascular endothelial cell proliferation. The record is from RefSeq and is a predicted model, not a curated record. Lineage: Eukaryota; Metazoa; Chordata; Actinopteri; Gymnotiformes; Gymnotidae. Gene Ontology annotation, cellular component: extracellular region. Gene Ontology annotation, molecular function: insulin-like growth factor receptor binding; hormone activity; protein serine/threonine kinase activator activity.